This is a messenger RNA of Lucilia sericata (common green bottle fly), 3486 nucleotides long. RefSeq lists its product as uncharacterized. NCBI's taxonomy places the organism in Eukaryota, Metazoa, Arthropoda, Insecta, Diptera, Calliphoridae. The transcript has 9 exons. Gene Ontology annotation, molecular function: microtubule binding; beta-tubulin binding. The record is from RefSeq and is a predicted model, not a curated record. Bases 86 to 3466 code for a protein of 1126 amino acids.
AAUUUCUUUAUGUUUUUUAACAAUUCAUUUUCAACUUUUGUUUAAAAAUUUUACUCAUAUUUUGCUCCAAAAAAUUUGUUUCUCAAUGCCACCAAAAAAAUCUAAAAUUAUAAAUGAAAAAGUUACUACACAAAAGCUGUAUAAAUUCUUAACAUGGGAGGAAGUGGAGGCCAAGGAACAUAAGUAUGCAAAUCAUAUAGAAAAUUUAAAACAUUGUUUAAACUACGUAAAAGCAUCCUCUGCCUUAGUUGAACAAAUUAAUAACCAACAAUUGAUCUCCAAAAAAUGGCAAGAUUAUGUGAAUUGUUGUCCUUUACCUAAAGCCUAUAUACCUCCUGAAAUACGUUUAUGUAUGGAAAAAUUGAAAUAUUUUGAAAAUAUCUCCCAAGAAAAAACUAUAGAUUGGCUAUUAUCGAUUGAUGAACGUAGUAUUUUGACACAAAAUCACAUGCGUACAAAUUUAACACAUACUGCUUUAAAAGAGAGAAAUCAAUUGAAUUUUGCAGAGGAAUAUAAUAGAAAUAUAGAAAUUUGUCUUGAAAUUUUAAAAAGCAUAGAGGAUUUUUUGCAUAAUAAAACUGAAGUAGCUAAAUGUGAUAUGAAUAAAUUGGAAGAUAUAAAGCAGUUAAGAAGUAAUUUACAACAAGAAAUUGGUGAGUUUUUAAAUCGUUUCACCUUUCGGAUACUGUGCUCAGAAGAAGCCUAUAUGAGUUCAAUAGACCCUAUUACAUCAGAAUAUAUUUUUAAGGCAGACAACUUUCAAAUGCAUAUUUGGUCAUUGAAAAAUGUACCUAUAAGUUUUAAACAACUUGAAGUUCCUCGUUUAAUUGCGAAAUUACAUGGAGUACUAUUAACACUUCAUAUACCCACAAACAUAAUGCAAGAAAAUUUUACUAUACGGGCACUACAUCUGAAUUUUGAUGUCAUAAGUGAAAAUGCUAAUAGUUUUUUUCAAAACAUCGCUACAACUUUAAAUACUGAUAAUGUCGUUAUUCAGGAUUUAACUGAUUGUAUGGCUACUGAGUGGCUAAUGCAAUUAGAAAUGCAAAAUCGAGUCCGGAAUUAUUUAAUAGAAAAACGUCAAAAUUGUGAAGAAAAACUAAGACUUUAUGAAGAACAGGAAGAGAAAAAGAAUAAAACUAAAACUAAAGAUAAAGAUGGAAAGAAAAAAGGAGGGUCUAAAAGUAAAAAAACGAAGUUAACAAAACCUUCUUAUGAACCUCCAAAUAUAGAAGAGGAUAUGUUUCCUGAUAUAAGGGAAGAAUUUUUACUAGAAGAACAAAAACACUAUGAAGAUUUUAUUAAUAGGUUAUAUAAUCCCAAGUCCUUGGAUUUAAGUACUGAUGAGAUAAAUUUAAGAAAAUAUUUCAUUUUGGGUGGCAUAUAUCAACUAUAUCGAGUAUAUAAGCCUCAACAUAAUGAUUUCAGUAGUUUUAAUAUGACUUGGCAUUAUAAUAACUCAAACCUAAUUAUAGAUGAAAAUGUUUAUAUAUCCUUAAACUCAAAACCAUACCAAAGAUCCUCUAAAGUUUUCAAAAGUUUAGCAGGAAGAAAUCUCUCUUUGAAAAUAGAAGAGUUUAAAGACUCCGAUCCUCAAUGUCCCUGGUUCAUUUUAAGCAUACAAUUGCCGGAACAGCUUUGCUACUGGGGUGAACCUAUAGUGUGUCAAUAUGAAACAGUCACAAAAAACAAGCCCACUACUUUUAUACCAAAAGUAACAAAUAAAUCUUCUGUCAUACUAAUGCCAACUGAACAAACUUUGGAUUUGGCUAGUAGUACCAUGGACAAAUAUUUAUCCUUUUUAACACCCCAAAAGGAGGGCCUAACCAAUUCUAUAUUGAAGUUAAGGCAACUUUCGCAGGAAAGCUUUUUUAGAACCUCACUUUCGAAUGUGCGCUUAACUGGUAAAAAUGGUUGCAGUCAAACUUAUUCUCGUGAUGAGAACGGCAUUUUAAAUAUUGAGGAUUUUCCCAUUAACUGUCAGCUAAAUAAAGCCCAAAUAAGGCAUAUACAAAGACAUGUAAUACCAAGAAUUAUAUCAUCAUUUAAAUUUCCCAAAGAAAUACAAGAAGAUGAAUUAAAAGCCAUUCAGCAGAAAUUUAAAUCUAAAGCAGGACCUUUAAAGCGAAAACAUACAUAUUCAAGCAAGGAAACCAGCAAGGAAAAUCAGCAUAUAUUUACAUAUGGCAAAAUGCAAAACAAUCCAGAAAGAAUAAUUGCUCUCUUUCCACCAGUUGAACCCAUACGCAUACUACAACAUGAUAUUAACAAAGAAAAAGCAACUGAUGAUACACUUAAAGAACCUAUAACCUUUGCCCACUUGGUACAACUAAUUAAUUUUAUUAAAUGGCAGUAUAAAAUAAGAAUACGUAAAAUUAUGGAUCUUAAACCUUUCAAAACUAAAUUUUCCAUCUUCAACAAACGUCGCAAAGAUAUGAGAAAUCGAAAAUUAAAACCCAUAAUUUCUGUGACUUCUUUACGUUCUGCUCAUGCAACUAGUUUACAAAAGAAAUCGCUCGGUUCUAAACACAUUUUAGAUCAACCUUCCAAAACUAUUAUGGCAGCAACUACUUUGCAUGACUCAAGUUCGGAAAUGGAUGAAACUAAAGAAAUGAAUGAUAUAAAAGAUAAAACAAAAGAUUUCGAAACAUAUACUUAUUCUCACUGGACCACCGAACACAUACUGAAAUCGGAAUAUAAUAGAGAGAAACGUACAGUUGUGAUACAAACUAAUAGAUUGGGUAACUUUGGUUUUGCAUUUAAACGUUAUGAACAUUUUCCCUUCAAAUUUUGGAAAUUAGAACCCAAUCCAAAUGACCCAGAAAAUGAAAUAAUCUUUACGUUAGACACACAAUAUGUUCGAUGUAUUUUGAAUAUAAGCGAUAAAGGAAUUAAGGGCCAUGUUACCGAACCCACUACAAAAUUUAUAAGAAAUCCUAAAAUGUAUUUAGUCAUUGAUGAACCCAUAGCGGAUUUCAAACAAUUCAAGAAAAUGUUUCAAGAAAAACAUCUUAAUAUAUUUGCCGAUAAAGAUGCCUGUUUUUAUAUAGAAAAUGGUUACUUUUCCGAAAAACAUUUAUCCACUGAAUUACACUGUUACAAUUGUAUGGUUGUUAAUAGUAGUCAAAUAAAAUUUUCUCAUUCCACUUGGAAUCGUUUGGCUCAAAGACGUGAUAUUACUUUAAAAUUUUUACAAUAUCAAGAUACUGAUGAAAAUAUCGUAGAAGUACGCAUUACCCCGGAAGAGGCAUAUUUUGUGCACAUUUCCGAAUUAUGUUCCGAUAAUGCAGAUCUUAUAGAAUUGAAUUAUAACUUGACAUGGCGAAAUAUUAAUGCUUAUAGUGAUUUACAUCAUUUGAUAAAUUCCAUGUAUCCAGCAGCCAAUGAACUGAGAUGUAAAAAUGCCAAAUUAAUAAAUUUUGUUAGAAAUUUACUUAACGAUAUAAGGCCUUUAAGUUUUUCCUAAAUAAUAAAAAUUUAACAUUG